This is a messenger RNA of Frieseomelitta varia, 7946 nucleotides long. Its product is annotated as telomerase-binding protein EST1A-like. Gene Ontology annotation, biological process: nuclear-transcribed mRNA catabolic process, nonsense-mediated decay. Gene Ontology annotation, molecular function: telomeric repeat DNA binding; telomerase RNA binding; protein binding. NCBI's taxonomy places the organism in Eukaryota, Metazoa, Arthropoda, Insecta, Hymenoptera, Apidae. Bases 128 to 5176 code for a protein of 1682 amino acids. The transcript has 29 exons. The record is from RefSeq and is a predicted model, not a curated record. Gene Ontology annotation, cellular component: telomerase holoenzyme complex.
GGAGGAUUUUUACAAGAGUUAACCUCACCAAACAAGCUAACCUAAAAAUACAGCGGGAAUUAUGCUGUGAUAUGUUGUGAAAUUUAACCAGAAUAAUUCAAAAUUAGAAAAGGACAGAUCAAUAGGAAUGCGAGGUGGAGGCAAUAGAGCGUCUCAAGCUUUAUAUAGGCCAGGAAGUGGACCCCUUCGAAAAUCAGGAAGAUCUACAGAUGAUUUAGAUAAUGAAAAUAUCUCACAGGAGAAAUCUAAAUCAAGUUCCGUCCAACAUCGCUUAAAGCAGUCACAGCUCAAUAAAUCCAACCAAACUCAAAAUAGCCCUCCCUCAUCUCAAAUUGAAAAUGUAACAGAAAAAUUAAAUGAUCUAAAUAUUAACUACAAAAGCAAUACAAACAUUGAACAGGCACAAGGUUCUUCUCAAAAUAGUAAUAUUGGAGAUUCAAGAAGAAAAACUAAAAAACCAGAACAACAGUUAUAUGUUCCUAAAAAAGUAAAAGAAGCUUUGGCUGAACAGGAUGUAACAAAUAGAUCUCCCAAUCAAGGGGGUUGGGAUCGAGAUCAAGAGAGAGAGCAUAGUGAAGAUCGUGAUUCUCAUUCCAAUCGUAGUCAUAAAAGUGAUAGUCAACGUAAUCGAUCGAGUGGUCAUGGUAGAAGAGAUAGUGAAAGUAGAAGUAGAAAUCGAGAUGAGCAUGGUAAAAGAUAUUCCGGCAGUCGUAGAACUCGCCACAGUAAUGAAAACGAAGAACGUUGGCGGUCCGAUUCUCCUUUAUCAAGCAGAGGAUUUAGGAAAGAUAAUUCUCGCGAAGUUAGACAGGGUUCAGAACCUCUUUUUGUAACAACGAAUCAUUUAAAUGAUUUUAAUCGUACUAGAGAUACACGUAGCGUAGAACCUACAAUACAUUCAGAAAAAUUUCAAGGCAAGCCACCAUCAGGCAAAUGGGGUGGUACAAAAGAUAGUUUGCCGAAAAAUAUAAAAAUAGAGCACCUACCACCUAGAUUACAGAAAAAAUAUUUUUUGGAUAAUGGCCUUCCUUUACCACCAAGUUCAUCACCUUCUGAAGAUACAUGGAAUAGUAGUAAUGUCUCAUUCCAGGCACCGUCAAAUUAUAAUUUUCCACCUGCAAUGCAACACUCACAAACGAUGCAAAAUUUACCUCCAUCUGGUCCAUUACCUCCACAAAUUAAUUGGUCUAAUACAGCACCGCCACGAACUAGAGGUAGAGGUAGACUUAAACCAGAGGAUUUAGAAAGUUCAACAAACAUUUUUAGGUGUGUUACACCUGAUCAGUAUUCAGCUCCAAGUUCCAGAUCUCAUACGCCAAGCCAAGAAUAUAUGCAAAGAUCUUACGAUCGUCGUGGCAGUAACAGUACUAUGUAUACUAGUAUGGAAAGUUUAAGUCGAGUAGAUAGUUCAAUGAUACCACCGCCAUCAUCAGCAUCGCCUGUUACUUCAGUGUCCAAUGUAAACAAACGUCAAACAUCGCCUGAAAGCCAUCGUCGAGGAAUUUCUCCAUCUGCAACUUCUCAUCGCAUUCAAACGCAACGAUCUAGCAAUACGUCUGAACGUAACACAAUACAAGAAAAGAAAAAUGAUCAACAAAAUUCAAGCGUUAGUCCACCAAAAUGUGAAUCUGUCAACACUGCAUUAAAUACAUCAGCGGAACAUCCAUUUGAUUGGAGCGAAGAAGUUGAAUUAAGCGAGAAACUAGAAGCUGAGCGUGCAAGUCGUAGUUCAUCUGUACUGAGUUUACGUGAAAAUGUUAAUGUAUCAGGAAAUGAAACUACAAGUAGUCAUAGUCGACGUAAAAAAAAAAAGCGUGAAAGGAAACAUGCGGCAGAUCGAGGGAGGAGUAAUAGUAGAGAUAAAGCUCGUGUUAAUAGUCGUGAUCGACAAAAUAAUCAACAAAAUAGAGAAAAUGACAACUAUAAUAAUAAUCAAAAGAACAGUAGGAGAUAUGAUCACAGAAGACAUCGUAAUAUCAUACAGCGUAGCCGAGAAUCUAGCAAAGAUAGAAAUUAUCGUGGUGGUAAUCGAAACUUUGAUGAUCUUCAUCGACAUAGAGCGUCUGAUCGAUAUUUAGAUGAAAAUUGGAGAACAGGUAGAAAAAUGUCAGUUUGUGAUUCUGACGAUGGUCGACAAACACCUAGUGUUUCUUCACAUUCUGUCUCAUUGUCAAAUGCUUUGACAACACAUCCAACAUCACCUAGUGGAUAUACUGGUUCUCAACCACCGGGUGUUUUAGUGUUACCUGAUACUAGCCAAUCUCCACCUAGCCAUCAAAUUUCAAGACAACAAGGAGUACAACAACAAAGAACGUUAUUUGAUCCCAAUAACCCUAAUAAACCAAUAGUUAUUACUUCGCCCAGUAGUAGAGCAGCGGUACAAAGAGAAAGUGAAACUAUAUCUCAAGGUUCAAGUAUACCAGUGUUUCAAUCCCAUGGAGGUAUCACCUCCACCCAUCAUAGUUUUCAGGGAACACACUUAGAUGGUGUGUCACCACCAUAUAUGACAAAUGACCAAUUUGGAAAUAUAAGACCUUCGUGGUACGAUCCUUAUUCUGAUAGUUUCCGAGUAGCCAAAAAUCCUUACUUACUUUUGGAUAUAGAACGUGCUGAUUUAGAAUUGCAAUGGAUAUUAAGCUCUGGUGGUUUUACAACAAAUUGGGAGAGAGUUUUGUACAUACGACACUUUCUACAAGAAAGCUUAAAAACUUUGCUUGAGACUGAUAUUAAAUUUUGUCAAGCUGAGAAUGUUGAGCAACACUUUUGGAAAAUACUUUUUCAUAAUAUGAUUGAAAUGCUGCGAAAAGGCAUGCCUAAAGAAAACUCUGAAGGCCGAGAACAUUAUAAAAAAAUCAUGUUAAAAAUUAUCGACGAUGGUACUGUAUAUUUAGAGGGUUUGUUGACUGUUCUUGAAACCAAAUACGAAUUUAAAUUGGAGACAUUUCUUGCAUCGCCGACUUUGCCUAAGGGCCUUGGGAUCUUAGGCUUAGCCUUAGUAAGUGCGCAAAAAAUAUAUCUAUUUUUGGGUGACUUGGCGAGAUAUAGAGAACAGGCAAACGAAACAAGUAAUUACGGAAAGUCUCGGCAAUGGUAUUUGAAAGCACAACAACUUAAUCCAAAGAAUGGAAGGCCUUAUAACCAGCUUGCUGUACUGGCACAUUAUGCUAGACGGAAAUUAGAUGCCGUGUAUUAUUAUAUGAGAUCUCUUAUGGCAUCUAAUCCUUUCAUGUCUGCGAGAGAGAGUUUAAUAGCACUUUUUGAUGAAAACAGGAAAAAGUAUCUACAUUAUUAUGAAUCGACGGAACGGAAACGGAAAGAGGAAAGAGAAUGGAAGGAACGGGCCAGGAUGAAGGAGAAAGAAGGAGCAAACAGCAUUGGCGGAGGAUUGAGGAGGGAAAUUUGGAUUCAUCCUGGUGGAAGACGGGUUCGUCGUACAACUGCAGCCACUGCCAAUGAAGCGAGAUUAUCUCAUAGUGAUUUAGAAGAAUUGGCACAAUUAAGCAGCGUUGAGGUGAAUAAACGGUUCGUCACCUCUUAUCUUCACGUUCAUGGGAAGCUGAUCAACAAGAUAGGAAUGGAGACGUUCCAGGAAGCUGGCGUUCAAAUGUUGAAGGAAUUUCGCGCGCUUCUUCAGCAUUCGCCGCUGCCUCUCCCAGGGACGAGGCUUCUUCAGUUGCUGGCGUUGAACAUGUUCGCCAUCGAGUCGACGCAGCUGAAAGAUUCCCAAAUGGAGCAAGGGUACCGGUCCGAGGUCCAAGAAAGGGCACUGGUCGUAUCCCUGCAGAUGUUCAAUCUGAUUUUAGAACGUGGCGUGUCCUUGCUCAAGUCUCAGUUGGACAGCGGCGAGGAGCCGAGGAUGGUUGUUAGCGAGGACAUGCAAGUCCUUUUACCAGCUAUCAAGAUCUGGUGCGAUUGGAUGCUUUGUCACAGUACUGUCUGGAAUCCACCACCAUCUUGCACGGACUAUAGAGUCGGCCCACCUGGCGAUGCCUGGAGCAGACUGGCUACGAUGGUGAACCUACUGGAAAAAUUGAAUUACUGCAGAACGAUUCUUAUCCAGGCCAAGGACGCGGAGGGUCGAGAAGACGAGCUUGAAUUGGUCAAACUGCCGGAAGAUAUGACUUUAGCUGGAUUCACGCCGCUGAUGUCAAAUCCUCAAGAUCCUUGUUACGCCGAGAAAAACGAAGAUAUGGAAGUUGCUCAAGUCUGCCUCAGGAUAAACAAGAUUCUGUUCUUCGGCCAGUCGUUCCUGUGCGGCCUCGAAACGCCGGUAUUGAAGUUGCAGAAGAGCGAAACUGGCGUCAGCGAGUACGUCUCCGUGGUAGAGGCAUCGAGCACGAGUACGCCGAGUUCACCGCCAGAACAGAGCGACUCGGAGCUCCUGGUGGAGAGUUACAGCGAGGGUGAGGACGAGCCGGUCUCCACCCUGAGGAGAUUACUCUCGUGCACAGACGUACCUGACGAUGGCUCCGCGCCGGUGGCCGCGGUCGAGAUAAGAUCGCUAAUCGAGAGGAAAGAGGAGCUGGAGAGGCGGCAGCGGAAACAGGAUCGUCACAGGCAGCGAAUACAACAAAUCUUGCAAAAGUCUUCGGUCUCGGUGGAGAUCGAAGUGAGACCCAGGCAACUGGUGCCGGAUACUAACUGUUUCAUCGACUAUCUACCGCAGUUGCAAAAUAUCGCCAAGGCGGUUUCCGGCGCGCAACCGAUUUACACGCUUAUGGUACCGCUUGUAGUUCUGAACGAGCUCGAGGGCCUGGCACGAGGCGCGGACUCGAGGGAUUGUCCUCCAGCUUCGAGAGCAACUUUGGAUCCGGAACACGUGGCCAGGGUGGCCGAAAGCGCGAAGGCGGCUUUGGCUUUCGCGCGAAGCCGAAACCCGGCAAUUCGAUGCUUAACCACCAGAGGAACUGUCCUUACGUCCAGUACGUUCACCGUUGAAGAGGAUGUUGACAAGGACGGCCUGACAAGAAACGAUGACAGAAUACUGGCUACGUGCUUGAGCCUCUGCAAGGCGGGUAACAAAGAUCAAGUAAAUGCAGAAGAGGGCCAGCCACGGCGACUGAGAAGGGAAGUGGUCCUACUGACGGAGGACAGGAACCUGAGGGUGAAGGCUCUGGCAAGGGACGUUCCCGUGAGAGAGGUGCCUGACUUCAUGCAGUGGGCCGGCCUCGGCUGAGAUGCCACCCCGACCAAACUCACCCGCUAAUGAAAAAAAAUAAAAAAAUAAAAAAAAUAAUAUCUCCCGUCACCACCUCCGCUGAGUAAAUUUGACCAGCGAGCAGCUGCAGCAACCAUCAAAACAGCAGAAGACAGUAAGACACAGAGAGAGAGAGAGAGAGAGAGAGAGAGAGAGAGAGAGUAUGAAAAUAAACCAAAAAAAAAAAAAAAAGAAAAAAGAGCAAAAGAAAAGAGAAUCGUCUCGCAUCGUGCUCUCCACCACUCCCCCAAAAAAAUCGUGGUCGAUCAGCCGUCAUGCGCGUCCGUUCCCGCAAACGUAAGUUCGUCGUGAAUUGUUCGAGGUCGUGAUUGCGCGUCCAAUUCGUCGACGAGGACGCGAGAGAGAUGGACGGGAAGGAAUGUGAGAGAAAGGGAGAGAAAGUAGAUGGAUGGAGGAUAUCGAGGAACGAUCGAGAUCGGUAGAAACAAAGGGCUCGUUUCGGGAAACAGAGAGAUGAAAGAGAAAGAGAGAGAGAGAGAGGAGUGAACGUGAUCAGUAGACCGCGGAUGUUUAUGCGAUUUUGUAUUUUUACGAGCAAUGGGAUCUACAACAAGGAAUUCGUCGGCAUGUAAAUCAUCGACAACCUUAAAUUUGCCAAAAGUGUACAAAUAUCCGCGGUCUAGCGAUUAGAAACGAACGACGAAGCGCGAAUCGCGACGCUUUUCACCUUUCUUCUUCUGUUUCGUUCAACGCGGCUUACGUGUUUUUGCUUUAUAAAAUGCAAUAGACUCCCUCGAAGAAAUUAAUACUCCAGCAAUAAAAACGUCUUGAUUUGACACGUGUAACAUGUCACGCUUGAUUACAUUUGAUUGUCGACUGCUUUAUUCCGAAAUAAUUAUUGUAAGGAAAAAAUUGUCACGGUCUGUUUUCACGGCAAACGUUGUCCAAUUAAAGUGGGCUAAGAGGAAGUCUACUGUGACGAUUGUUAAGUCUCAAUUUUUUUUUUUUUUUUUUUUUUUGCCUAGAUGAUUCAUUUCAACUACGAUUAGAAUGAAUCUACAUCCGCGAAAUUGUCAGUAGCCGUUAAAUGGGAAAUUUAAUCAAUUUUUUUGGGUUUCGAUGGAGAUUUUUGUAGAGACGAGAGAGAAAAGGAGUGCAAAGCGCCGCGAGCCAGACUCGUGUCGAAGCAGAAUUGGUUCCGUUUUGAAAGCACUGGCAGGAGAAAUAUACUUGAUCGGAGAAAUUGAAGCAAGAAAAACGAAAGAAAUGAAAAUAGACGGUAUUUUUACAUACAGUGAACAUCUGUUUUUUUUUUUUUCUUUUUCUUUUUUUUUUUUUUUUUUUUUUUUUAGUUGACUUUUAUCGAUGCCGACCGCGCCCGGCUUCGUUUUUUCUGUAUCUUCGUUUUUAUCAUGUUUGUAACGAUCUAUACACAUAUAUACUUAUAUAUACAUAUAUAUAUAUAUAUAAGUUAAGCAUUUACAGUGGCUCACGAAAGUGUUCGGACACUCGUCGCAGAAGAAUAUUUAUGCAUAUAUUUUAAGUUACGUGAAACGUUUUGAAAUUUUAUUGACACCAUAACAGAGCACGAUUAUUAUAGUUUCUCGUCAACUUGAAAAUUUCUAAAAAUGUUAUUGCAAGAUUUAUCGCAGACAUGUAUCUAAUAAAGAAAAAAAAAAAAAAUCAAUGUUACAACGUGAAUUUUUCUGUUUCGAUCUUGUUCUCACUUUUUAGCAAACGAAAAAGGCAAUUUUAGAAAAACUUUCAAUGUAAAAUUUUAAAAGAGAAAUUAUCAGCGUUGCUCAAACAGAAGAUAUCCAUCAUUAGAAAAUUAUACUAUAUGUGUAUUUUGUUCAAACAGACGGCAUCUAUUAAUUAGCAAAUUAUACUAAUUCGAAAGUGUAAAGAUGUGUAAUAAAUUUAUAGAUGAUCCUACUGAAUGUUGAGAUUCUUUCGUACAACCAAUGGCCAAAGCUUUCACACUUGUAUAAUCAUAAUUGUCAAGUUUUACAACAUACUGCUAAAUAUUAAUAAAAUGUCCAAAUGUUUCACGUAACAUGUUUCACGAUAUAUAUUCAUAAAGAGGUUCCUGUGAGUAUUCGAGAGUUACUCUCGCGAGAAACUGUAUACAUAUAUAUUUGUACGCACUUUUGAAUAUUGUAUACGCCGUAUGCGGUUGUUGGAGGACGCAUUCGGAAUCCGCGUGUGUGUGUCGUUUCCCUUUCCUUCUCUUCUCUCUUCUUAUGCCGUUCUUUUUUAACCAGCUCCGCAUCAAAUUGUUUUGGAAUUAAUUUUUUCUCUUCUCUUCCUCUCGUCUGACGUCUCUUCUCCUUUUCUUUCUCCUUUUUCUUUUCUCAUUGUACCUUCGCACGCGGCGUAUUCCUCUCCUUUUUUGACGCAGUUUUCCGACAUUUCUAACGUGCCUUUUCCAUUUUCUUCUCCUCUCCUCUUCUUCUUUUUCGAUGCUUUUAUUUUUUACUCGUUGUCAGUUGAUUUUCUCUUUGCACCUUAUCAGGUGUCUCGUGACAUCUUAUGGAAUUUCAUCGUAUGUAAAAUUUUCCUAUAACCGUAAUUUUUGUGUCUUCGUUUCAAGCGUGGAAUUUACACGCUUUGACACACAGCACCUAUUAGCAGUAGAAAUUUUGUAAGAACUUUCUAUUCUUCGUAUUACCGUUCUUCGAUGAACUACUCUCUCGAGAUUUAGACCGUAAAGGAGGAUAGUAAUUUAAAUACACUUUCAAGUAUCAGCAAAGUUACUAGAAAUGACGAUUAUAGAACAGAAUUUAAA